GACCUUCAGUUUACAAGACUGACGCUCUACCACUGAGCUAUAAGGGCUAGCUGUGGAUGGUGUCCUAAUUUUUGUCAUUAUUUCUUUUUUUCUGCCGGAUGGACGCACUGUUCAAGUAAUUGAGAGAGAGUUGAACGAACCUGACAGAAUUGUUGGUGAACUUCUACAGCCAGGGGGUUACUUGAAGUUAAUUGAGUUGGGUCUUGAAGAUUGUGUACUAAAUGAGAUUGAUGCUCAGAGGGGUAUUUGGUUAUGCUCUCUACGAAGAUGGAGAACAUACCAAGCUUUCUUAUACCUUGGAGAAGUUUCACUCUGAUGUAGCAGGAAGAAGUUUCCAUAAUGGACGUUUCAUCUAAAGGAUGAGGCAGAAAGCUUCAUCUCUUCCCAAUGUAAGACUUGAACAAGGAACUGUGAUAUCUCUACUUGAAGAAAAGGGGAUUAUAGAGGGAGUGCAAUACAGAAUUAAGAGUGGUAAAGAGCUCACAGCUUGUGCUCCUCUCACAAUAGUAUGUGAUGGUUGUUUUUCAAAUCUGCGGUGACAUCUCUGUAACCCUAAGGUAGAAAUUCCAUCUUGCUUUGUUGGUUUGGUUCUUGAGAACUGUGAAAUUCCUUUUGCAAACCAUGGGCAUGUUAUAUUGGCAGAUUCUUCACCUAUCUUGUUCUACCAAAUCAGCAGCCACAAGAUUCGUUGGUUGGUUGAUGUACCUGGCCAAAAAGUACCUUCUGUUUCCAGCGGUGAAAUGGCCAAUUAGUUGAAAACUGUGGUGUCUCCUCAGAUCCCCCCUGAGCUACAUGCUACAUUCAUUGCUGCAAUUGAUAAAGGGAAUAUAAGAACCAUGCCAAAUAGGAGCAUGCCUGCAGCACCUCACCCCCCUCCUGGUGCACUUUUGAUGGGUGAUGCAUUCAAUAUGCGGCAUCCUCUAACUGGAGGUGGAAUGACUGUUGCACUCUGACAUUGUUGUGCUAAGGGAUCUCCUAAGACCUCUGCACAAUCUAAAUGAUGCAUCUGUUCUUUGCAAAUAUCUUGAAUCUUUUUAUACACAGUGCAAGCCAGUGGCAUCUAUAAUAAAUAUUUUGGCUGGUGCCUUAUACAAGGCGUUCAGUGCAUCGCUUGAUCCUGCAAUGAAGGAAAUGGGACAGGAAUGUUUUGACUAUUUAAGCCUUGGAAGCAUAUUCCAAAUGGACCAGUGGCUCUACUCUCCGGUCUAAACCCCCGUCCCUUGAGUUUGGUGCUUCAUUUCUUCGCUGUUGCAAUUUAUGGUGUUGGGCGUUAGUUGAUUCCAUUUCCUUCACCUAAAAGUGUUUGGAUAGGGGCUAGAUUGAUUUCAGUAAGUUUAUCAGCAUAUACCAGAGCAUAUAUAUGUACAUGGACACUCAUCAUUUUCUGCCGCUUCUGGUAAUUAAGUUAAUGAAGGAAAUAUGGUCUGUUUCCAUUUCUUUUUAGUGAUUUCUCAGGAUGCAUCAGGCAUCGUUUUCCUCAUCAUAAAGGCAGAAGGAGUAAGGCAGAUGUUCUUCCCUGUAACUAUGCCAGCAUACUACCGAGCUCCUCCUGUUAACUGAGAACAUGAAGGAGAUGCUUCAAAGCAGUAAUAGAACGAGCUGCACACUUUUCGCUACUGAGACACACUAUUUUGUGUCAAUUCCCCCACACCCCACCAAAGCUUGCCAAGCUGGGGGGUUCUCUGCAACAAUUUUUCAUUAUUUUUCAGUCAAUGGGAGAUAGGAAUUGCAGAAUCUGGGAAAAAGAUUUCCUCUGAAUUUGUAUUAAGCAUUUUUAUAGAGUUGAAGUGUUAUUAGUAAAAAAUCUUGAUUCGC
Molecule: messenger RNA, 1815 nt
Organism: Rubroshorea leprosula
Lineage: Eukaryota; Viridiplantae; Streptophyta; Magnoliopsida; Malvales; Dipterocarpaceae
Source: the annotation of a GenBank genome assembly